This is a messenger RNA of Anthonomus grandis grandis, 2432 nucleotides long. RefSeq names its product transmembrane protein 64. The coding region runs from base 199 to 975 and encodes 258 amino acids. The record is from RefSeq and is a predicted model, not a curated record. NCBI's taxonomy places the organism in Eukaryota, Metazoa, Arthropoda, Insecta, Coleoptera, Curculionidae. The transcript is spliced from 5 exons.
UUUACAAUUUUCAUUUUUGUGUCUGUGUUGUUAUUGUGUCUCUACUGUUAGAUACAGACAUGACAGUGGUUUCGUGUAUAAAAUUUUCAAUAAAUAUCCAAUAAACCGGAAACUACCAACUAUCCAUAAAGAUGAGCAACUAAUCCUCAACAGAUUUGAUAUAACCACUGCAAAAUCAUACACAAUAGAAAGUGAAAUAUGAAAAUUCCUAUUAAUGUCUCUGACCCAAAAAAGGGAAUGAGUUAUUUUCUUUCUGUGGGCAGAAUAUUAGCUAUCUUAUCUACACUGAUAGUAGCAGGAGCAAUAUUGUUUCUUUGUAAAGCUUAUAUAAAGUUCCUGCUAUUUUGGUUGGAGAAACAAGAUGGUAUCAUAAUUUCAGCAACAAUAUGUGUCCUGUUUAUUGUUGUUGCUCUUCCAAUUAGUGUAGGAUACAUAGUUUUAGUACUAGCCUCAGGAUAUUUAUUUGGAAUUACCAAAGGAUUAUUAUUAGUAUUAUUUGGAGCAAAUGUAGGCCUAUUGAUUGCCCACAACAUAUUAAAAGUCGUAGGGCACCAUCCGAGUAUCUUCAAGUUUACUCAAAACGACAUGGCUUCCGCGAUUAUGCAAGUCAUUUCAGGGCCGCUUUGUUUUAAAAUUGUUUUUUGCUCAAGACUGACUCCCAUUCCGUUUGGUUUGCAAAAUACCAUUUUUGCUCUAAGUAAUGUAAGUGCCAAAGUAUAUCACAUAGCGUCUCUUCUUGGUCUCUUCCCAGCCCAAUUUGUAGCUGUGUACGUCGGUUCUACACUGCGGUCCAUGCAGGACGUAAUUGAAAAUAACCAUAUAUCUUCGACUACAUACGUUUUUGCUGCAUUACAAUUAAUAUGUGGCGCUUCGCUGAUUAUAUGGAUCGGAAGCAAAGCGAGGACGGAACUGCUCAAAGUACUAGCCGAAGCCGAGAAUUCGGCCAGUAAAAAUGCUGUCUAUAAUAUGGUGUGAUAUAUUUCUUUAUAUUCAGUUUAAAAAAUGAGCCAAUGUAAAUAUGACAAUUAAAUAGGAAGGAACGUUAGGGCCAAGAGUUAAUAAUAAGAGAUAAUAAAAUGAUUAAUACAUGGAAAAAACCGUGAAAUUCCACUCCUGAUUUCAGCAUCGUCUAAACAUUUCGCUAAAGGAUUCGGCAUCUUAAAUUGUUCAUACUCUGGUGGCAUUAAGAUUUAUUCAAAUAAACUAAUUAGAAUAAAUUAGUUGAUUUAAACGCUGGGUGCCAAAUACUAUAGUGGAAUGUCUAAAUACGUCCGGGCGGUAUCGGUCAGCAAAGUAUUUCUACCAAUCAAUGCCAUCGAAAGCAAUUUAGCUUUAAAAUCGUCAUAACUACUGCUGAUGUAAUCACAAUCUCGACUCCCGCACCUCCAUGUCAUCAUAAAUAGGCAAGGCAAAUACCUUCCCCGCUUUCCUAUAUUUCCUACAUAAUACUUAAACGGCCUCUUAUUUGCUGAUCGAUACCGACCGAUUCUGGUCGACAAAGUGUGCUUCAAGUUUUAAGUACAUUUUGUUGCCUAAGACAAGUAGACUUUUAUAUAUUUGUUAAACUAUAAUAUAUCUUUAUAUUUAUAAAAUGCAGUAACAACAUUGUAAAUGUUGUUAUUUACCAUAUUGUUUAUAUCUUUUUCAAAAGGUUGAGAAAAUUGCGGUUGAGAACAUGUUUUCUUGGUAUAUACAAAUGUAAAAAUUAGGUUCACAAAAUAAGGAUAAAUAAAAACCCAUUUUAAAAGGUCUAUAGUUUAUCGAUCGAAAAUGUAAAUUACUUUAAGCAUUUACUUUAUAUUUUUGUGAUGUAAUAAGAUAUACGUUGGAUUUUAGGAGCUAAAAUGUACUAAGUUAUCCAUACUGGAAUUGCUGGGCCUUAAAGUUAAUUUUAACAAACUGGUUUGCCGUAUUUUUUUUCCAGGCGGUUCUACCGUGACGUCUAUCUUUUUCCUCCGAUAGUGGUGGAGGUGAAGGUAAUGGCUCUCUGGUCCAACCUUAAUUCUCAGGGUUUUUAGUUGGGAAUACCCCAAUGAUUAGUUUAGUAUGUUUUCUAAAGUUUCAGCUUCUAAAUUAAUUUCCAAAGUUUGUCUUAUUACGUAAACCUCUAUUUACAAAAUUAAUUAUUCCUUAUCCUAUUUUUAAGACAUUUAAAGUUAAUAUAAGUUUAUAUGCAUUCUAUCUAUAAUAAGUUGGACUGACAUUUUGUAUGCCUCCGGAAAUUUGUUAUUUUUAGGUAUUUAUAUUUUAUGAAAUAAUGAAAAAUGUAGCUACCAUUAUUGACCAAAUAGUAGAUUAUUAUAUUUUAUACUUUGAAGUAAAAAUGAUCUGUGUUUAUGUCUGAUAGCGAAAAGUAUUAAACAGUGACAAAAUAUAAAAAAAAAUUGAGAUGGAUAUUUUAAGAUCUAAUAAAUUUGGAUAUAUUUAUUUUA